CUUCGUUGCCUUAGUAACAAGCAACCACCAAGCGUUGUUAAUUGCCCUGGUGAAAUCUUUAUUCGAAAUUAAACAACAAACUGUUUGUUUUUGUUAGUAAGACAGGAAAUACAUUAUGGACAAAGUGGAUAAGUUGGAUGAAGAACGGAAGGAAAAGAAUGAGGUACCAGAAGAAGAACUUCUGAAACAAAUUGAAAUUUUGAUGCCUGAUGUUCCGAAUGAAGUAGCACACACAGACACUCUCAAUAAAGGAGAGUACACAGAUAUUCCUAAUGAAGUGGAGUACACAAAAGAAGGUAUUGGGCAUAUAUCGAGGGACCCACAAGAUGUGAAAGAAAAGGCAUUUCAUGAUCUUGAACAGUGGGGACCUGAGUCUGAUGAUGAAACUUUAUCUCUGUCUUCAGGUGCUAGUCACAUAAGUUUUGAAGAAGAUAAUGAAAAGGACAAAAGUCCAGAAGUCCAGCUGAAUCUUCACAAUUAUCUUGAACUACAACGCUAUCUCAGCCUUCUAGACAGUAACUUUGAGAGAUCUCAGAUCAACCUCGAUCAGUUAUGGGAGGAAUUUAAGCAAUGUCAAGAAAGAAUUUUCAUUUUAAAUGAGGAAGAAGAAGAUGCCCACCUUGAGUUAGAAAAGGCUGAGGCUAGCAACGAAAACAUUCCAUUGAUAAACAGACUUCAGAAGAAGUAUAAGCGUAUCUGUGAGGAAAUAGAUCUGGAGAAUAACCUCAAAACCAAAAUCAGAGAAAUGCUUGAUGAUUCUAGAAAGUCUGUGGUUUCAGCAGAAUUGAGAAGGAACCAGUUUGUACGUGACAAGCAGUUUUUACUUGAAGAUAGAGAUGUACUGCCAAACCAGGCUGAGAAAACACAGACUAAUCUUUACAUUGAAGAGCAAAAGGCACAAAGAGCAAAGAAAACCAAAGAGAAAAUACUACAUGAUGAUAUCGAAGAAGUGAAGCAAGAACAAAUGAAAAUCAAAGAAACUAUAGAACAUUCAAAGGAGGCAUACAAAAAGGCAAACAAAUUUUUGAAGGAAACUUUAUCAAAGAUUCAAGAAAGUGAUGAGAAAAACAAUGAAGAAUAUAAAGCUUAUAUGAAGCAAAGAAUGGAGACUGUCCUGAAGUUAAAAGAAUCUAUUGAUGCUAGUAAAACACUUCGACACACCAAGAAGCAGCAAGCAGUUUCAGAGAGGGACACCUAUGAAGAAAGAGAGACUGCUUCAGAAAGAAUUUGUUCAAAGAUUACGGAUAUGAUAAGGGGGAAAAAAGAAAUGGCAGAAAGACAAGAAAGAGAACUGAAGAGGAGACAACAGGAAAAUUCUUGCAAAAUCAUUGAAAAGAUUUUAAUGGAAGAAAAACUAAGAAAGAAAUUGAUGCAGAAAACUAAAACACCAAGUAGUUCUCUGUAUAUGAAGCAAAGGAAAAAUGUUAUUCCACUGUUACAGAAACUCAAUCUUCUAGAUGCCAUCAGUGAUGUGGAAAAACCAUCUCCACGUCUUCCAAAGAUAGACAUUAAAACAUCUUCAAUUUAUGAAGAUGAAACCAAUUUAUCUGUGCCAGAGUUUGAUGGGCUUUGGAAAGAAUGUGAUUUUCUCAAGAAAACUAAUGCAUCACUUGAGGAGCAAACUGUUUUCGAAAAUAGAUCAACAAAGGAAAACAUGAAGAAGACUCUCUCAAAGGCAGACAUUCCAAGUGACAAAUCUCCAGAAACAGUCACUACUGCUUUUCAUGGAAAACCAGAUGUUAUUCAUUUCAAGGACAUUGAAGUUGGCAAAAGCUAUAGAAAAAGAACGGUGAUCACCAAUGUGUCCAGUAACGUAAAUUACAUAAGAUACAGUCAUGUGACAUCAAAAAUGAAAGACUUUGUUGAUAUUGAAUUUCACCCACCAGGCCUUUUGUCUCCUGGGAUGGCUUGUGAACUAUUUGUCACCUUUAAACCUUUGAUAAACCAAAACAUAACAGGAGAAGUGAACCUUGAAACAAAGACUGGAACAUUUCAGAUAUUCUUAAAAACUUCCAUAAAGAAAUGUCAGCUGAAGAUUAACACAUCAACUGUGGACUUUGGCCAAACUGUCAUUGAAGAGAUCCAUAAGAAAAGCAUCCACUUAGAGAAUGAUGGAGCUUUGGGUACAAAUUAUACCUUCAUUUCUGAGAAGAUGUUUUUAAAGACUAAGAAAGAUGAGCUCAUUUCAAAAGAAAGUUUUGGAAGAUCAUCUGAUGAUCAACAAAGUUCUAGUAACAUAGAGCAGGAAGAAUCCUUAGACGACAUGGAUGAAGAGGAUGUUGACAUUUCAGUUGGGAAAGAAAGUUCUGGUUAUAUUGGUCCGUAUUCUAGUGUAAAGUUAGAAAUUGUGUGGCAUCCAAAACUACCUGGUCCUCUGAGAACUAAUUACAUCUUCAGCUUCUCUGAUUCAAGUUUAGAAACGAUCCCUGUAAAGCUCAUUGGAGUUGCAACUGAUAUUCUUGUUCAAAUUUUACAAACUUCAAUGGAUAUGAAAAUCUGUGUUUAUGACAAGCUGUAUCAGGAUACUAUAAUACUAGAAAACAGGCAACCUUCAGCUUUCAAAAUCAAGUUUGAUAUUGAUCGAAGAAUACGUAACCAUCUUGAAAUUCUACCUAAAAUGGGUAUCAUUCAAGCAAAAUCUCAGUUCUUAGCACAGUUGAAGUUUCUUCCAAGAAAAUCCCUUACAAAAGAUGCACCACAAUUCUAUGAUGUCAAUACCAGUGUAUUUGAAAUGAACAUUAAAAUCUGGAUUGCAAGUUAUCGCAAGCCAAUCAUUUUCACAGUACAUGCUGUUGUGACUUCAUCUGACCUCCAGUUUAAUGAAAGUUCUAUUGACUUCGGUAAUUGUACAAUAUUUGAAUCUGCCUGUCGUUAUGUUGAGCUGUACAAUAAAUCCCUCCUGCCUCAACAGUUUGCCUUCCUGAACAUACCUUCUUUUGUUGAUGUACAACCAAAUGAUGGCUUUGGCACUAUACUACCUUUAGAAAGUCUGACACUGGAAGUUGUGUUCCAACCAAGCACUGCUAAGGAAUAUGAGUUUGAUAUUGUGUGUAAGACAUUAACAAACAGUGAGUUCCCACUGAAAUGUAAGGGUUUGGGCAUUGCUCCACCCCUAAAACUGUCACAUCAGGUAAUCAAUUUUAAGGGAACAGCUCUGUAUGAUAAAUCAGAAGCAACUGUCUACCUCUCCAAAUAUCCAGACAACCAAGAGAUGAAAAGUGACAGCAGCCAUAAAGGCAAGCAUCACUCAAAUACAGAAAUUGUUUCAUUUGAGUUUGUAAUUCCUGAAGAUGUACCUAUUGCCAUUUUCCCUUGUGUUGGCAGUGUCUAUGACGACGAGUUGCGAGUACAAGUUCAGUUUUCUCCAGUUCUUAACGAAAGAGAAAUCAAAGAAGAAGCUGUUGCAGUGGUCACUGCUAUGCUUCAGAAAGAACUCCAUGUGAAAUACCAAAUACAUUUGAAGAAAGUCGAGGAAGAAAGACAGCAAAGUUUGAGAAGUAGCAAAAGCAAAACUUCAAAAAGAAUGAAAUCCAUCGACUGUAUAUCAUCCCCUUCAGGACUAAAGCCAAGGUUAACUCUACAGCCUUGUAUGGAGUCCAUUAAAAUUGAUUCAAAGGAAUACUCAUCAGCUGUUAUUUCUUUGGUCCGAAAUUUCAAACCAUUUGAAAAGAUGUACAGAAUCCCUUGCCAUGUUGCUCGGGGUCUUUGCAGCCCAAUGAAUCCACUUGCAUAUGAUGUAUCAGAGACACUCUACCUAGAGGUGUACUGUACAACAAUCAGCCCAUCCAUUAUUGUAUUGUCAGAUAAUGGGAAAAGUGAAAUGAACUUUGGGAACAUCUGUGUUGGACAGUCCAGAAUGAAAUCUCUGACCAUUCAGAACAUAUCAGAUGACACCAUCAAACUCUCCACAUCAGUUUUCAACACAAAUGGACCCUUUCUGAUCAAAAAUUCCUUCCCAACUCUACAACCAAAUGAUAUACAUUCAUUAAUUAUUUCCUUCUCUCCUUCCACUGGUGAAGAGUUUUAUGAAGUCCUCCAGAUCAAGUCAGCAUUAUCAUGUGUGUAUGUCAAGGUAACUGGGGUUGGAAUUGUUCCAAAUCUGAAGUUCUCAUUUGAGGGCAGCAUCUUUGAUAUGGGCUGCAUUAAUGCUGGAGAAUUCUACAACAAAACAUUUACGAUCCAGAAUCUCUCACCAAUUAGUAUUGACUUCACCAUUGAACUGGCAAGUAUAUCUGAUCAAUAUUCCAAAGAUACUGAAUGGAACAUUCAACCAGUUAACACCGUAUACAAACCCCUUCGACAGAAUUUUCCACACCAACCUUUAAAACCUUUCAUUGGCAUACAGAAUUAUAAUGGCUUGAAUGUGUUUGACUUGGUCCCCAGUUCUGGACAGAUUGCAGCUGGUAGUACCAAAGAGAUCACUAUAACAUUUGCACCUGACCACACGAGUAAAUCCUUCUCAGAUAUUGUGAAAAUAAACACUUUUGAAAAGAACUGUGUCCAUUCUUUCCAAGUUGUUGGUCAAGGAAAGGGGACUUCAGUUUUCUUUGAUGAACAUGAUAAACCAGUUCCUGCCAUUGAAUCUCUCAGCCUUUCAGCACUUUCACAAAUGCAAGAUGACACAAUUCUUGUAAAUCUACAGAGUAUAUUUGAACAAGAUAAAUGUAGCAUUGUAAAGAAAGAGCUUUCAUUUGGCAGCAUCAUAAAUACCACGUCUUCAAGCCAAAAAAAGGGAGGAGAGGUUUCCUUUGAGGUCACCAGUGAUUUUACAUCGAAAGGAUUCAGCGUAGAGCCACACAAGGCAUCUUUAGAUUCUGGUUCAAAGAAAACAGUGAUAUUAACCUGGAACCCACCACAUGGCUCUAAGCCUGGAUAUUCCAUAAAAACAAUUCUUCCAUGUAAUAUGAAAGGAUCUGAUGCCACCGUCUACCCAAUAAAAAUAUAUUUAUGUGCGGUUGUACUUCUGAACUGUACUCCAUAGCAAAGCAUGCAGGUUCUUCACAAAUGUCUAUAUUUCUCUCUUAAAUACGAAAACAAGAAAUAUUUCUUCAUCUGCAGUGUUUAUUUACAGUAAAAUAAAGGGAUACCUGAGGUGGAAUCCAAGUACCUCAGAAACUACAGGACCCUAUCACUGCUGAGAAAGUAAUGAAUGUUUAAUUUUACAGAUUCAAUUAAGUAUGUAACUUAUAUUAAAUUAUUUUUUACUA
Octopus bimaculoides (California two-spot octopus) is the source of this 5207-nucleotide messenger RNA. RefSeq names its product cilia- and flagella-associated protein 74. Lineage: Eukaryota; Metazoa; Mollusca; Cephalopoda; Octopoda; Octopodidae. The record is from RefSeq and is a predicted model, not a curated record.